Molecule: messenger RNA, 537 nt
Organism: Doryrhamphus excisus (bluestripe pipefish)
Lineage: Eukaryota; Metazoa; Chordata; Actinopteri; Syngnathiformes; Syngnathidae
Gene: rpl23
Product: ribosomal protein L23
Biological process (GO): translation
Cellular component (GO): ribosome; cytosolic large ribosomal subunit
Molecular function (GO): structural constituent of ribosome; large ribosomal subunit rRNA binding
Source: RefSeq, a predicted model, not a curated record
CGACCCGGAUGUAGAAUUCUUUAUUUGCUAGAUUUUCUUCCGCCUUCGAUCUCUUUCCCCUGUGCAGCGAUGUCGAAGAGAGGACGUGGUGGUUCAUCCGGAGCGAAGUUCCGCAUCUCGUUGGGUCUUCCAGUGGGAGCAGUUAUUAACUGCGCAGAUAACACAGGUGCCAAGAACCUGUAUAUCAUCUCUGUGAAGGGCAUCAAAGGGCGUCUGAACCGUCUGCCUGCUGCCGGAGUGGGUGACAUGGUAAUGGCAACAGUCAAGAAGGGCAAACCAGAGCUCAGGAAGAAGGUACAUCCUGCGGUGGUGAUAAGGCAGCGGAAGUCAUAUCGCCGAAAGGAUGGAGUGUUUCUUUACUUUGAGGACAAUGCAGGCGUCAUUGUAAACAAUAAAGGAGAAAUGAAAGGUUCUGCCAUCACUGGCCCAGUGGCAAAGGAGUGUGCUGACCUAUGGCCCAGAAUUGCAUCUAAUGCUGGCAGCAUUGCCUAAGCCUGACUGUCAUGUUGUUUUCAAUAAAAACAAUUUGUUUUGCCA